Vespa velutina is the source of this 2123-nucleotide messenger RNA. RefSeq lists its product as uncharacterized. The transcript is spliced from 7 exons. The record is from RefSeq and is a predicted model, not a curated record. The coding region runs from base 295 to 2115 and encodes 606 amino acids. Lineage: Eukaryota; Metazoa; Arthropoda; Insecta; Hymenoptera; Vespidae.
GAAGUGGACAGAGUAUAAUCUUACGUCAUAUAUGUCACAGAUGUUAGUAAUUUUUUCUAUUGUUUACUCAUAAUGGUAGACAAAUGAUGUUAUUACGAAAUUUACGGAAAAGUGUAAUAAGACAUUGUUAAUUAAAUCGAUACUUUUUUUAGCUUAGAUGCUAAUAAUAAAAUGAUAAUGAGACGAUAAUAAUAAAUUAUUUCUACUCGCAUUAAGAUCUUUGAUUCCUAAAGGUUAUGUUUUCAAGCAGUUUAAGAAAAACGCCUAUAAUUUCUAAACAUCAUCGUUUUUACGAUGAGGACAGGUGGCAUGCUGGAUGCUCGUGAAUUUGGAAAACGAAUACGUCGUUUGAUAGAUGUUAAUUACUCUUAUCGUAAACUUUUAUUUUUCAUUCUUAUCUGCGGCGGCGUACUUUUAUAUUUUGGACCACAAUUUGCACAAUGGCUCUUCUCUACAGCCAGAGAACCAAUAGAAGCGUUCGAACAUCAUUGUAUGACUGAAAGAUUGUCUACUUUUUAUUUCGAUGCAGCAGAAUAUAAUGUAAAUAUACUUCAUAAUCCACCUUUGGAAAAAGAACAUCAAUACUUGCCAUAUAUUGGUAAUGGAGUAUUUGGUAUACCCGUCUCACCAGAGGGUUGGAUGUAUAUUAAACAUGGCAGAGCUUUAUUAUUACCUAUACAAUGGCAACCAUUAGUUUCUCAUCCUUUAUAUGAAAAUAGUUUUUAUAGUGAAGCUACUGUCACUCAUUUCACGACUGGAAUUGUUCAUAAGUAUCAAUGUCUCAGAGAAGGUUAUCACUUGAGUUUUCAAUAUUAUGCUCAUAGAGUUUUAGAUGCAAUAUUAGUGCAGGAUGUGAAAAUUGUUAAUCCUACAUCACUUUCUCAAGAGAUACCAUUGAAACCAUUAACUGCUGCACAUUGGGCUAAUUCACGAUUAGAAACUAUUAAGAUACAAGUGGAUGGUUUUAGUCAUGAGUAUAAUUUAAUAUCUGGAUUCAUUCCUCUAUCUGACUCAAAUAAAGUUAUUGUAAUAUCCAUAGUUUAUAAAGAUCCACCGAAAAUGAUACAAAUUAAAGCAAGGAGUACUAUAAAACUUGAAUUUCUUACAAGUAUACAAUACAGUGAACCAGUUUCAUCAGAACGAUAUCAUAUUGAAAGAGAUGUAACUAAAAGGAAAGCCAUAGACAUAUUAAAAAAAGCAAUAAUGCAACAACAGAAAAGUUUAAAAGAAGAACAUGUAAAAGUAUGGCAAAGUUAUUGGUCUACUGGUUUUAGAAUAAGUGAUUCUAAAGCUGCAGGAGCUAUUAAUGGUCAUAAAAUUAAUUCUACAAUGUAUUUGGUGCUUUCUCAAAUUCCACGAGGCCUUGUAGAUGUAGAAAAAAAAAUUGCAACUAACGAGGGUUGUUAUCAUGGUCAUCACACAUUAGAUGCUCCCAAAUUAUGGAAAGAUACUUCAUCAAUUGAUAGUGUAAAUGAGAUUGUCGAUGCAUGGUUAUUAACGUUAGAAAAACGAAGCUGUCAUCAUUUAAUGGUAGGAGGUCCUCCAGCAGUACAGCAAGCUAUUGUUUUAAGCCUUGGAGGCUUAAGAUUUACUAAUCAACAUCUGGAGUUUAAUAUCGAUCCGCAAUAUCUCCAUCGAGAUUACUUAUUUAGACGAAUAAGUUAUGGUAACGUAACUCAUGUAAAUAUAUCAGUAACAGUAGGAGAAGAUAAUCGUGCAAUUUUGGGAGUAGCCUUGGACAAAAGUGACAGCGUAUAUUUUGGAUGCGAUGCAGGUUGUUUAGAUGCACCAGUUUCUUUAAGUCAAACUUAUACAAAUUUUCCAGUAAAAUUAACUAAACCAUUGACUGCUAUACUUUAUAUAACAUCUGAUUAUCAACACAUGCAAGAUUUACGAAAUGCUUUACAUGUUCAUGCUGUAGACGAUGCUCCAGCUCACGAUCAUCACGUAAUGGCUUUACAUAAGCAUGGUCAUCAACUUGGAGGUUUACCUACUCUUUUCUGGAUUAGUAUAUGUUUUCUCAUCAUUGUUUUUCAUUUAUUCCUUUGUAAACUAAUAAUGAACGAAUAUUAUGGUCAUCAAGAUCGACAAAAAGUACGAUAUAAUAAACCUUAAACAUUGUA